This is a messenger RNA of Pelmatolapia mariae (spotted tilapia), 1955 nucleotides long. It is a transcript of the gene nectin4a, whose product is annotated as nectin cell adhesion molecule 4a. Gene Ontology annotation, cellular component: adherens junction. Bases 1 to 1830 code for a protein of 609 amino acids. The transcript has 11 exons. The record is from RefSeq and is a predicted model, not a curated record. Gene Ontology annotation, biological process: heterophilic cell-cell adhesion; homophilic cell-cell adhesion. Lineage: Eukaryota; Metazoa; Chordata; Actinopteri; Cichliformes; Cichlidae.
AUGAACAGGCCACCGUGCUGUGAAUUAGCUGCAAUGACAGUGAUACAAGGAGACUUUGUGGCACCUCCUCCAAGCUAUUCCUUAACUUCCCUGGCGGAGGAAAAGACCAUCCUACCCUGUCGCUAUGAGCCAGAUGCCGAGAGUACAGUGGUGCAGGUCACCUGGUUUCAGGAGAAACCUGAUGGUACCAAGGAGCAGAUCAUCACUGCACAUCAUGUAAAUGGAAAAGAAGCGUUCGGACCGUGGGCCGAUCGCGUGGAGUUUAACAGCAACCAACCCACCAAGGACUCGUCUCUGGUCAUCAAGAUCACAAAGAUCUCUGAUGAGGGGAAGUACACCUGCCAUGUCAGCACUUUCCCCUUUGGAAACUUUGAGACAGAGUUGUCACUCGUUGUGCAUACUCAUCCCAUUUCCACAGUGGACUCUGUGACUGUGGUGGAGGGACAGGAAUUCAGCCAGGUUGCUACCUGCCGCUCCGUAGCCCGACCCCUGCCUCAGCUCUCCUGGGACACCGAACUGAACGGGAAGUCGGUCAAUCGCACCUCAGACACCGGGGCAGUCUCCUCUCACUUCUACCUGUACCCCCUGAGGAGCAUGAAUGGAAAGAAGUUGGACUGCCUGGUUUGGCAUCCGACUUACUCGGAACCCCGCAGGUUAAAAAACCAGCUGGUAGUGCACUAUCCGCCGCACGCAGAGGUAUCUGGCUACAAUAAAAACUGGUAUGUUGGUCUGGAGAACGCUGCCCUGAGUUGCGUGAGUGGAGGAAACCCCAAACCACACGUCUUCACCUGGAUCAGGAAGGAUGGAGAAUUGCCGAAAGGUGUCAUCCAACACCCAAAUGGAACGCUAGCUUUUGGGCGACCCCUUAACCUUUCAGAUGCGGGCACUUAUCAGUGUGUGGCAACGAAUGAAGUGGGAGUUGGAAAGACAGAGGUGGAGAUUAAUAUGGAAGAACCAACCCCAAAGCCGAUAAGCGUUGAAAAGGAGCUGAUGUUCAUUGUGGGGGGCGUGGCCAUUGGGCUCCUGAUCUUGUUGCUCACCAUCAUCAUUGCUGUCACAUGUUACCACAAGCGCAAGAACAAGAAGCUAAAGAGACAGCUGACUGAGAAAAAGGAGGAAAUAAGCACUCUCUCCAGACAAGCCUCUAUCAGGAGAAUGAACUCCACGAGUACAGACACCAGGAGAGCGACAGAGGAGAACAUCCCUCUGAGGGUGGAGGGAACUCUGAGGAACAGCCUGUCUUCCCUUGGGGAGCAGCCUCAGUGCCGUGACAGCCGAUCUACUAUCUCAGGCGGUCGGGGAGGAGGAAUUGUGUAUGACUCUCUGGGCAGACCAGCCAUAUACAACAACUCCCGGAGGGGGAGAGAAAGGCUUCCGGACAGAGACGAGGAAAGCCGACUCAGAGUGGAGAGAUAUGUGAAAAACAGCUCUUUAUCUUUGCCGGAAACUCACUACCACCCUCCUCUCACGCAAUUGCCUCAGAGAAUGCAAACGCCCGACUUUCUGAGGUCGAUGAACGGCAGCCCCAUUGUCCCACUGGAUGUGGGUUUGCGACUGGGAAGCAUCACCAAAAAUUACCAACACCCUCCCGUGAGCAGCACCUGCCCACCCAUAAGGGACGACGAUGAUGAAGUGGACGAAGGGCUGGGCGGUCCUGCCAGUCAAGAGCAACCUUUUGAUCAAGACAGCGAGACGAACAGCUCUCAGGUGUCUGAGGGUCACAGCGUGCCCUGCCACCCCAGUAAUGGCCUAUUAAAAUACAAAAGGAUCCCAAGCCCCCAUCCGGUCAAUCCCCACGCCUCUAUAAUCCACAAGGCUCAAAUAGUUUAACAGCUGGUGAGAAAAUAAUACGUGAAACUACAGAACUGCACCGCUUUUGUGGAUGCGGUUGACUCCAAAGCAUCUUUAGGGCAUUUCUUAUUGCUGCCUGCUGUUUGGGUGUAUUCCCCAAAUGU